Apis florea (little honeybee) is the source of this 2737-nucleotide messenger RNA. RefSeq names its product mushroom body defect (gene mud). Gene Ontology annotation, cellular component: autophagosome; late endosome; lysosome. Lineage: Eukaryota; Metazoa; Arthropoda; Insecta; Hymenoptera; Apidae. The record is from RefSeq and is a predicted model, not a curated record. Gene Ontology annotation, biological process: positive regulation of autophagosome maturation; plus-end-directed vesicle transport along microtubule.
UCAAUGGAAAGGUAUUAAAAAUUGUUUAAAUACAGAAAAUAUUAUAAUAAAAUUUUUACAAGAUGAAUAUCCAAAAUAUAAUUUUGAUGAUAAAAAUUUGGAUGAAAUGGAACACAUCUAUAUUGCAUCAUUAUUUUUAUUGCAUGUAUCUCAAGAACCAUUAUUUUAUCAUCCAAUGUGUAUUAAUUUGCAACAUGAAACACAACUUAAAAUUAAAUCAUUUCUUGAAAUGAUUAUUCCAUAUGGCAAAAAUAUAAAUAGAGAAAUAUUAAGAGAAAUAAUUACUGAAGUAGAAACUGAUAUACCAAAAACACCUGUAACAUUACGAAAAAAAACACUUAAGGAUUUUUUUUAAUUCUCCUGCAACAUGGUCUGCUCAAACUCAUAAAUUAUUAAAUGAAAAAAAUAAAGAAUUGAGAAUGUUGAAAACUGAAUUAGAAGUAGAAAGAUUUGAAAAAGCUGAUUUACAGGAGGAUUUACGAAUUCAACAAAACAAAGUACAAAAUUUGCAAAAAAAAUUAGAAGAAAAGACUGUAGAAAUAAAAGCAUUAAAAGAAGAAAAAAUUAAACCAAAUACACCACAAUCUUGUAAAAAGAAUAAAGAUAUAAUAGAUUAUAAACAACAUUAUAAAAAAGAAAUAGAUCAUUUAGAAGAUCAAUUAAUGCAAAAACAAUGUGACAUAGAUAAACUUGAAGUAAAUAAUGAUACUUUAACAAAAAAAUUAACAUGCAUAGAAAUGCAAUGUAUAUAUUUUAAAGAAAAAGUAGAAAAUUGUGAAAAAUCUUUAGAAAAUUUACAAAUUCAAGGAGAAAUUAAAGACAGAGAAUUGAUAAAUUUAAGAAUGACUAAUGAAGAAUUGCGCAUUCAUUUAAAAGAACUUAACAAAACAGCAUUUGAAGAACAAAGUUUUGAAAUAGAUGGAAUAGCACCUUUACAGUCAUCUUCAACAUCUUUAAAUACCAGUGAAGUUUUAAGUUCUGUAAUUGAUAUUCAAUUACAAGAAGCAAAAGAAGAAUCUAUUUCAUUAAAGACUCAACUAGAUGCAGUAAAUGAAAAAUUGGAAUCCAUAACUCAAGAAUAUGAAAGUACAAUACAAUUUUUGAAAGAAGAGAUGCAAAUAUUAGAAAAUAAAGAAACCAAAUUAAAUACAGUUAUAAAAAAAUUGAAUAAUGAAAUUGAGAUUUUACAAAAAGAAAAAGAAACUUUAAUAAAUCAAAAUAAAAAUUUAGAAAUAGUAUGUAAUUCUCAAAAUGAAUCAUUGUCACAUGCUGAAAAAUUCAAAAAUAUAUCAAUCAUUGAAAUAAAUACUUUGAAAGAAAAAAUAAAAAAUUUAGAAGAAUCUUUAAACGAUGAAAAUAUAAAUAAUAUUAAAUUACACACUGAACUUACUCAACAUAAAUCACAAAUGCAUGAAAAUCUUGAAUGUAUCCAAAAUUUAAAAGAACAAAAUAAUUUAUAUAAAACUUCUAUAGAUUUAUAUAAUACAAAUUUGAAAGAAAUUAUAUUUCAUAAUUCAGAAAUUAAUUGUAUGGAAAAUAAUUUAAAUGAUAAAACAAUUACUGAACUUAUAAAACAUGUACAAAUAUUAAUAUGUAAUUUUAAUAAAAAAUAUACUUUAAAACAAAUAGAAGUAGAAACAUUAAAUAAUACAAUAGCAGAAAUUAAAUCAAAGCUUGAAAAUUCUCAAUCAUUAAUAUCUAUAUUAAAACAAAAAGAUGAACAAAAUAUUAUAGAAAUAUCAAAAUUAAACGGAAUUAUCAUAGAUAAUACAACAAAAAUUAAUGAAUUUACUAGCAUUAUAGAAAAAUAUUCCAAAGAAAUUUCAUGUUUAAAAGAUAUUGAGUUGCAGAAACAAGUUUUAGAGAAAGAUUUAUAUAUGUAUAAAGAAAAAGUAGAUAAAAAAAAUGCAUUAUUAAAAACUAUUACAACAUGUAUAAAAUCUUUGAAAACAAAUAUUCAAACUCUUGAAACAGAAUUUUAUUCAAUAAAAACAGAUGUGUUAAAUCAAAUAAAUGAAUACCAAAAAUACAAUAAAGAAACAAAUAAAAAUAUUUUAAAUGCUUAUAAAAUAUUAUAUACUAAAUUUACUGAAGAACAACUUUGCAAAUGUCAAUUGAAAGAUGAACUUACUGAUAAUAAAAAAAUAUUAGAAGAUUAUAAAAAUUUUAACAAUAUAUUAGAAAAUGAUUUAGUAAAUCAUAAACAAAUAAUAAAUCAUUUGGAGACAGAAUUAAUAUGUACUAAACAAAAUUUAGAAAAAUUUGAAGAAAUGAAAGAGACAUUUCAAAAUCAAUAUAAAAAUCUUAAAUCUGAAAAUGAAAAAAAUUUACUUGAUUUAAAUAAUAUAAAUGAUAAACUUAGAAAAUCUCAACAAGAAGUAUGUAAUAUAUCAGAUCAAUUAAAAUUUAAAGAUAAGAAAAUUCAGAAUUUAAUUGAAGAAAUUACUUCUUUAAAAAUUAGAAAAAGAACAUAUAAUACAUUUACAGAUGGGAGAAGAAACUAAAAUGAAAAAUUUUAUAAAAGAACUGGAAACAAAAUUGCUAAAAAGUCAAUGUCAUUUAGAUCAAUUAAAUAUAGAAGUGAAAUUAAAACAAGAAACACUAGAACUUGUGCAAAAUGAAUUUGAAAAUUUAUCAAAAGAAACAAUUGCAUCUAAAAUAAAAUUAAAAGAAAUAAUUAUAAAUCUGCAGGAAGUAAGAAGCAAUCAAGAUGCAGUUUUAAAAACACAAGAGAAAA